UUUCUAGAUCGAAUAAUAAUCUUCCCGGUGGCUUCGUCCUCCUCCUUCCGCCACCACGAUAUCAUCGACUAACUACUACCUGAACCCUAAUAUUCCCCCAUCCCUCUCCCAGAAAUUUCCGCACUUUCAGAUUCCCACUUCAUAAUUUCAUUUGUCUUCCUCCUGAGAGUCAGAACUUUCGACGUACCAUCGAUUUUUCCAUUGUUGUAAAUCAGAUCGAUAGUUGAGCUUCGCAUUCGUUAGCGCAAGUCGUCCAUUUGAUCGACGAUUUUCGCAUCGGAUCACAGCGAUCCUAGUGUGAAAAAUCUCUGAAGAUGGAGAAAGUGAGGAACUUGAUAAAGCCCAAGGUGAAUCCACAGCAGCAGUUGAGGGAUUGGCAGCGGAGGCUCCGUCAAGAGUGCCGCAACAUUGAGCGUCAAAUCAGAGAUAUUCAGAGAGAAGAGAAGAAUGUACAGAAAGCAAUCAAAGAAGCAGCCAAGAGAAACGACAUGGGUUCUGCUAAGUCGCUUGCUAAGGAACUUGUGAGAUCUAGGCAAACAGUGAACCGUCUUCAUGAGAACAAGGCGCAAAUGAACUCAAUAUCAAUGCACCUUGGAGAAAGCGUGGCAAUUGCACGCACUGUGGGACACCUGUCAAAGAGUGCCGACGUUAUGAAACUGGUCAAUAACCUGAUGAAAGCUCCUGAAGUUGCUGCUACUAUGCUAGAGUUCAGCAAAGAAAUGACCAAGGCUGGAGUGAUUGAAGAGUUUGUGAAUGAAGCUGUGGACAAUGCUCUGGACACAGAAGAUAUGGAGGAGGAGAUUGAGGAAGAAGUGGACAAGGUGUUGACUGCUAUAGCUGGCGAGACUGCAGCUGAAUUACCACAAGCAGUCAGAAAGGAGAGAGUAAAGCAACCAGCUCAAACUGCUCGAGCAGCAGAGGAAGAAGCCAUUGCCGAGGGUGGCGAUGAUGAGGAAGAACUAGAAGAGAUCAGGGCUCGACUCGCCAGAGUUAGGUCAUAAGCAAUAUCAGUUCCUUCAACUGCUCAUCUUUUAGACACUGAGCUUCUUUACCUCGACAUAUUAUUGCUGCAGAGGGAACUCUGAUGUAUGACGGGGAAUCGGACUAAAAGGAGAGGUGUUUGUGUUCUGUAUAAUUUUAGCAGCCUGUAACUCAAGUGGCCGCCAUUUGUAUCCUUACUUGAUGACAUAUUGUUUUGCGACUAUUUCACACACCUCAUUUGUAUAAAAUGGAAGUAGAUGAUGAAGAAGUAAAUAUCUUUUCAACCCUUCAAUGGCUUGG
This is a messenger RNA of Linum tenue, 1281 nucleotides long. The record is from the annotation of a GenBank genome assembly. Lineage: Eukaryota; Viridiplantae; Streptophyta; Magnoliopsida; Malpighiales; Linaceae.